Mya arenaria is the source of this 1913-nucleotide messenger RNA. RefSeq names its product ADP-dependent glucokinase-like. Gene Ontology annotation, cellular component: endoplasmic reticulum. Gene Ontology annotation, molecular function: ADP-specific glucokinase activity. The transcript is spliced from 5 exons. Gene Ontology annotation, biological process: glucose metabolic process. Lineage: Eukaryota; Metazoa; Mollusca; Bivalvia; Myida; Myidae. Bases 64 to 1497 code for a protein of 477 amino acids. The record is from RefSeq and is a predicted model, not a curated record.
UGUGAGGACGUAAACAAAACAAAACACGUUCUAUUUAAUGAAAUAGUUUUAUUAACUGACAAGAUGUUGUCUUUAAAUACAAAAAGUAUUGUUAUUUUGUCGACAAUUAUUCUGUUAUGUGCAUUCAUUUACAAGAAAAAAUCUGACACCCUUCAGAAGGAAAAAAUACACCAAGUUUUGCAUGGACUUUUGAGGGCCGAGAGAAAAGUUGGUGUGGAUAGAAACACCCGUAUUGCUUUAGGAUUUGGUGGGUGUGAAGAUAUAUUUGUUGAUGCACAGGACCUACUUCAAGGUCUUAACUACACAGUCCCAUCUGAUCCAGAACACGUGACUGACAUUCUCUCUGAGACUGAUUUUACCAAGAUAUUCACCUAUUUCUUCAAGCAAGGUGCUGCCGGGGAGCGAUAUGUUGAAAAUGCAACCCUCUUUUCUGAGAUUGCAAAAGUUGCGAGGUCUGUACCAGGGGCAAGGACAGCCUUAGGUGGAAAUGCUCCGGCCAUGGCUACCAGAUUGGCGAUGGAGGGGGCAGAAAUCCUCCUGGCUGCAAGGUUCACUCAAGAAGCUUUGAAACUUAUGCCAGAUACCAUAAAAGUGCUUGGAAAGCCUCUGCAGGAAGAUGAGCUCCACAUUCUGUUUGAGUAUGCAGCUGGUAGUCGAUGGGGAAACUACACUGCCUCAAGGGCAAACAGGUUCAUAAUCCAUAGUGACAAGAGCAACCCCUUCUUGGAUACUCUCGAGGACCUGGAGGCCGUGUUGCCGGCCUUCGACCCCUCAGUGCUGGUGGUGGGUGGUCUGCAGAUGAUGGACAACUUCCCCUUCAAACAAGGUGUUAGGAAAGAGAGAAUCGAGAAGUUACGUGAAAUGCUUGUCAAAACGGACCGUUCCACAAAAACCCACUUUGAAUUGGCUUCUUUCAGUGAUGAAACCCUGAUGAGGGAAAUUGUUGACAAUGUUGUCUAUUAUUCUGAUUCCCUUGGCAUGAAUGAACAGGAACUUCCUAAUUUGGUCAGCAUUUUAACCAGUGGUAAAAUAGCCUUAGUCUCUGAUUCAAAGCCAAGAAUCGCUAGCGUUCUUGAUCAGAUGAGGGUAGUUUUUAAUCUUCUAAAGAACACCGAAGAAAAAGAUGGAAAACGGAAACUGACAAGACUGCAUUUACACACUCUAGCCUACCAGGCCAUUCUAACCCAGAAAGGAUCGGACUGGAAAAACACAAUGGCGGCCGCAGCGAAAGCUUCGCUCACUGCAAACAGGCACGUCUGUGGCUCCAAUUAUAUUGAUAUGGAAAAGGCCAAACUGCUGAUGGAUGAAUCAUUUUCAACAACUGCAAGAGUAGAAGAGGCAAGUAAAAUUCCAUUGGAGGAAAACCGACCAGUAUCAUGCUGGUCAGAAGAGGAGUUUGAUAUCUGCCUGGCACCAGUACUCGUGUGUACAGAGGUUUUCCAGACCGGAGGUGGGGGGGAUAACAUCUCUUCUGCUGGUCUCCUCUAUCAAAUAUAGGUGCUCAGUUGUGAUAACAUCUGGAGAGGAAAUAAGCAUAAUUGUAAUCAUUUCAGUUAUUUCAAUGACAAUUUAAAGUUAGAUUAACAUGGACUGAUCACUGGCACAGGUAUCUAUUUUAUUAUUUAGAAAUAAUUCUUUUUUUGUCAUGUCUAUCUGUGUUAAUAAUUGCUAUGAUGUAUUCAUUACCAGUAAUGUUUUGAAUUAUCAUAUAUGAUUGAAGUUGCUCAAAAUCUGUUUUUAAUUUAAUACUGGUUUAAAUGUCAAAGAAAAUUAAUGCUACCGGUAUUUGUAUAAUUUUUUGGCCAAGUAUUAUACAUUACUGUUCAGAAUAUGUUUAUUUGUAUUCUAUCUAUUUAAAAUGGUGCUCAGAGUUUUUAUAUUUUUUAAUCAGUGUGUGUGUGUGGGGGGGGGGG